AAUAAAAUAAGAUACACGUUGACAGAUUAAAUAAUUUAUUAAUAGUUAUAGAAUCGCAUUGGGUAUUAAUUACUUCCGACUUUAGUGACAAAUUGAAGUAACAGUUGACAAACUAUUAUUUCUGUAAUUGGAUUAAUUUUUCACACUUUUCCUUUGCUGAAAAAAAAACCAGUUUUUGUAUGCACGUGUUCGCGAAAAUCCUCACCGUGCGCGCGCGCGUACCUAAUAGUUUGUCAAUUCUCUGCAGAGCCAACCGCGCUACAGUGCUUUGCAGAGAGAAAAAGUGCUUCUUAUUCUUCCCGGAAAUAAUUAAAAGUGGAAUUUCAACGAUGGCUGAUGUAUCCAUACAUAUGGGUACAACGCGCAAAAUGUCUUACGGAUCUUAUAAUGGCAAGCUGAGUGGUGUCGAGGGCAAAACCCCGUUUUUAAUCGGAGUUUCAGGUGGUACAGCCAGCGGCAAGUCGACAGUAUGCAAACGCAUAAUGGAGAAACUUGGCCAAGUAGACAAAGACCAUGACCAGCGACAAGUUGUAUGCAUAUCACAAGACAGUUUCUACAAAGACCUGUCCAAAGAAGAUAAGAUGAAAGCCGAAAAAGGACAGUUCAACUUUGACCAUCCAGACGCAUUUGAUGAUAGUUUUAUACUUCGAACUCUGGAGGAUAUUCGUGCUGGGAUCAAAUGCGAAAUUCCUGCCUAUGAUUACAGAACUAACAGUUUAAUAAAAGACCAGAUAACGACGAUAUAUCCAGCGGAUGUAGUUUUGUUUGAAGGCAUUCUCGUAUUUUAUCACCAAAAGAUAAGAGACUUGUUUCACAUGAAACUAUUCGUGGAUACAGAUUCGGACACGAGAUUAGCGAGAAGAGUGCCAAGAGACAUAAAAGAAAGAGGAAGAGAUUUGGAAUUUGUCCUGAAUCAGUACAUGAAUUACGUAAAACCGGCUUUUGAAGAAUUUUGUCUGCCAACUAAAAAAUUUGCCGACGUCAUCAUACCCAGAGGAGCUGACAAUACUGUGGCGAUAGACCUUAUAGUGCAUCACAUCUUGGACAUUUUGCGUAUCAAAAAGGCUGAUCAUUCGUCCGCGCAGCAUCCAUACAUCUACCAGCAAAGGCGCACUUCGACAUCAUCUGACACCCUCAGCAGAUGACUAGCUUAGGCCGUUCAAGGCUUCAUAUCGACCUUUGCAAUAUUGAGACGCUACCGCAUCUUAGCGGCUGCAUCUCCGCCGAAGUCUUCGCACCAUGAAAAAAAAACUGCCGGGAAAAGCCAACUGUCGGCAUCUAUUUCAUUUUAAAUUCCAACUAGGAGUAUGAUACCUUCGCCGGAGAUGCAGUCGAUGCGUUUCGUCAUCUUCAGGGUGUCCAGCUGUCGGGAAAGUCAGCAAAUCUUGCAGCAACUAAUUUUUUUCAAAGCGUUCAACUUCAAUGUCAUUAAAAAAAAAUUAAAAUGCUGUCAGAGUUACCCUUUUUAAUAUGCUUAAAACAUUUAAGGCCCUGUGAAUUUUUUUAAUCGGAAAAAAAGAGAACGCCAGGAAACGUAAGAGAAUUUCAAAUUUUAUUCUCAAUGGACACCCUGAUCGUGCAAAGCUUAAUUUAGUCAAGUAUUCUCUUCUAGUUUUUACAUUGUAUCUGCAGACUGAUUCAUUCGUAGGAGUAUUUUACACUGUCUUUACACCAGACUUUUUUUAUUGGGCAACGGCUGUUUGUCCGUCGAGUUUGUAUCAACAUGAAAUUUUACAUUCCUGUAUCUUGCUAAAUUGUAUGAUGUGAAAACAAGUUUUGUAAGGAAUUUUUAAUUUUUCAAGAAAUUGUCCAUUUUCUAAGAACUCUGUGCGAGAUUUUUUUGGAAUUGAAGUGUGUUUUGGUUAUUGCUGACUGAAUAAUAUUUACAUUUCAACAUUUGCAAUACAUAAAAUAGGACUUCCGCAACCUUUGGGAUGAAGUGUGUGUGGCAAUGAAUUUUAUAUUAUGAAAUUUUACAAAGUAGCUUUUCAGAUAAAAAAACUGCCUUCGGGAUAAAUGUUUCCUGUGUACAUUCCAUUAUUAGUGUCUACUCUUUUUAUUCUAAACGCCUUGUUCUUUUUUUUAAAUUGUUAACAAACACACUUCGUGAAUGGGAACGUCGGACAAAUAAGCUGGCCUACUUUUUUCUGCCUGUCAAUUACAUAAUUUCGACUUCUGAUAAAGUUCCUUUCAGUAUCUAGUUCUUUUAUGAUCUUUUUAUUAUUUCCAGUAGUGAUUUUUCACCUAUUUUAUUGUGUAUUCUGUAUUGUAAUUAUAAUAAAUGAUUAGCAUUAUCGCUAAUUUAUACAUUCUUCUAUAUUUCGUCGCCCUAUCGUUAUACUACGCCAUGUCCACUUUUAGACAAUUUUGAACCAUUAUGUUUAAACCCAUUAAGUAUUAAACUUUGUUUUUAAAGAAAAUUUUCAGAUUUUUCAUAAAAUAUUGUCGUUAAUUAAAAAUUAUAAUUAUAUCACGCUAUGUCCUUUUUGCAUUGCACUAACAGAAAAAAUGCCAACUUAGAAAAUAUUCUAUAUGGACAACCUCACUUCCAUUUGAUAUAUUUAAAAAAAUAUUUUUAGUCUUAAAAGUAAAUAUCGGAAUAUUACUCGAAAGUCAAUAAUUUGGGAAUAACUCAUUGCAUUUGAGCACUGCAAAACAAUAAAAUAAUGUAAACUAUCAUUCUGUUAAACUUUUUACUUAAGAAUUGCUUUAUAGAUAGGUCAUUGAUAAAUAUUUUGUGGACAUGGCUUAGUAUAAUCCCGAGAAAAGAACAGAAUUUUUCGAUUUUCAUAUUACACAUUGUCCAAAGACAAUUUUCCACGUCAAUUAAAAUACAUUGAUACUAAUAUAAUAUUUUUUGCUAAUAUGUUCUUCUUCGCGGAUUAUUUUUGAGCGAUAAAUUUAUUUCGAUAUUUGGCAACGUUUUGUAGAGUAUAUUAUGCUUAAACUUUGAACCUAAUUCUUUCAGUUCAACAGAUGCGGGACAUGGCAUACUAUAACUUUAGGUUGACGAAUUUUGCGAACCGUAAUGUUAACCAUGGGCGCCAAGUAUUUUCUUUUUAAACCAAUUUUUCUGACGAACUCUGUAAUAAAUUUGAAUUAAGAUAUUUGAUUCAUUAUAAUUAAAUCUAUUCAAAUUGGAGUCGAUUCUUUGAACAAUGUACAAAAUAAUUUAAAACAGCGUGCAGUAACGCUCAAAUUUUGACCACUUGACACAACGUCUGUAGGUUUUCAGAAUUUCAGAGGGUGGCCGCUCGACCGGGAAAUGGUAGUGAAUUUAUUUUUUGACCGGGAAUUUUACACAUUUUUAGAAAAAAUCUGUCCAAAUUUAAUUUCAACAGUUUUUGUAAUAAUUUGAUGAAUUUGUAUCUUUUUCAAUUACGAUAUUCAGUUUACAAUAUGUAAUUCGAAAAUCUUUCACUUCAAGAUUUUAAGUUUGAGUUUACAUUAUUCAUUUAAAGAAAUUUAAAAUGCAGUUUUAAAGAUUAACAAUUAAGAAUUAGAAGCGUAUGAAAUAGUACAAUCUUGGAUAAAAAUCCUUUUUAGUGAAUCAAAUGUGAAUAUAAAUUAUAAUAAUUUUUAAAAUUGAACUAUAC
Molecule: messenger RNA, 3596 nt
Organism: Belonocnema kinseyi
Lineage: Eukaryota; Metazoa; Arthropoda; Insecta; Hymenoptera; Cynipidae
Gene: Uck
Product: uridine-cytidine kinase
Exons: 5
Coding region: 180-1145 (321 amino acids)
Cellular component (GO): cytoplasm; cytosol
Molecular function (GO): ATP binding; kinase activity
Source: RefSeq, a predicted model, not a curated record